AUGUCCAUGGACUCUGUUCGAACCGCCAGCAUCAAAGCUUAUGUUGAUAGCUCCUUCUUGAAUCCAGGGAUCACAGCAGACGAGCUGAAGUUCGAGAAACAGCAGCUUACAGAUGCCCGCAGGAAGCGUUGCACGAUGAGCUUCACCGACCGGAUGGAGGCAGACGCUGAGUGCAAGCAAGCCUACCAGCAGGUCAUGGACAUGCGAAAGAACGAGCUGCAGCGAAAGGCCUUGGAUCAGAUGGUGGCUGGGAUGCGACCGGCACCCGAGUACACCGCGCCCAAAGUGGUUUGCCAUGGCGCACGAGGGACCAAGAAGCAGACCUUCUCGCCUCUGUCCUGCUGCUAG
Messenger RNA from Durusdinium trenchii, 348 nucleotides. NCBI's taxonomy places the organism in Eukaryota, Dinophyceae, Suessiales, Symbiodiniaceae. The record is from the annotation of a GenBank genome assembly.